GAGAAUCCAAUAAUUUGUGAUAUUGUUGAAGACUCACAUCAUCCAUGGCCUCUGCUGCUUCCAUUCCCUCAUCAUCACAACCAGAAUCAUCAAUGGUUCGUUCAUCUAAUAUUUUUAGCAUCAAAGAAUUAGCAGAAUCAAAAGGAGAUUCUUCUCUCAUCCCUUCCACCUACCACUCCAUCUCACAACUCCACGAGGAUGAUGAUGAUGAUGUUGCAGAAUACCUUGCAUCUUCCAUCCCAGUCAUUGAUUUUUCUCACCUCACUUCGCACCACCCUCAGACUCACUCCAAAGCGGUGCACCUACUCGGCAAGGCCUGUGCCGAGUGGGGUGUCUUCAUGCUCACAAAUCAUGGAAUUCCGGAGAACCUGGUGGAGAAGUUGAUGGAAAAAUCUCGCGAGUUUCAUGAUUUGCCGAUAGAGGAAAAAAAGGAGUUUGGGGACGACAAGAGCCCUCUUGAACCCAUUAGACUGGGCACAAGCUUUUGUCCUCAAGUAGAGAAGGUUCAUUAUUGGAGAGAUUAUCUCAAGGCCAACACGUUUCCUCAAUUCAACUUCCCCCACAAACCACCGGGUUACAGGGAGGUUGCUUAUGAGUAUAGCCAGAAAAUCAGAGAAUUGGCUAGGAAGUUGCUAGAAGGAAUAUCAGAGAGUUUGGGAUUAGCAUCUAAUUCCAUUAUUGAGUCAACUGAGUUUGACUCUGGCCAUCAACUCUUCGCUGUUAACAUGUAUCCACCAUGUCCACAACCACACCUUGCUCUAGGGUUGCCUCCACAUUCCGACAUUGGCUUAUUGACCUUGCUCACGCAGAAUGGAAUUGGAGGGCUUCAGGUUAAGCACCAUGGGAAAUGGGUCAACGUUAAUCCCCUUUCUAACUCCAUAACUGUCAUACUUGCAGAUCAACUCGAGGUUUUGAGUAACGGGAGGUACGAGAGCGUGUUGCACCGAGCAAUCCUGAACAACGAGGAAACUAGGAUUAGUGUUGUGUUGGCGAAUGGACCUGCUCUAGAUAAGGAAAUUGGGCCUCUUGCGGAGCUAUUGGAGAAGGAAAAGCCAUUGUUCAAAAGCAUGAAAUACCAGGAUUACUUCCAAUUUCAUCAGAGGACACGGCUAGAUGAUAAAAAUACAUUGUACGAGAUUCGACUAAAUUAAUGCUCCACAAUCAUACCAUGAACUAAAGUAAACCAGUUUAAGGAUAUGGGUAUGGUUGAUGUUAAUGUUGUGUUCUGAGUGAUGAUAAACCGAUUGUGUUUCUGGAUUUGGUGUUUUCGUAUAAAUGAGAUACGGUUACAUUUCAUGCUGGUGUCACCAGCUAGGUUCUUUGGAACUUGGAAGGGUUUAAGGUACUGUAGAAGGUAAAUAUUUCAGACUUGAUUUGUUUUUUGCUGUCAUAUUUUUCUAUUAUGUUGUUUUUGUCAUCUUAGUUUCCCAGUCAUGUGUAUGAUUUGUUGGUUGGACAUUGUUUCUGAGCUAUAUUGUUGUUGCACUUUCAU
This is a messenger RNA of Vigna umbellata (rice bean), 1492 nucleotides long. Its product is annotated as 2-oxoglutarate-dependent dioxygenase 19-like. Lineage: Eukaryota; Viridiplantae; Streptophyta; Magnoliopsida; Fabales; Fabaceae. The record is from RefSeq and is a predicted model, not a curated record.